AUGGAGAAAAAUAGUUACAUAGGUAAUUAUAUCGGAUAAAACAUUUUUUGAGAUGGAAAGUAGUCACAAAAAAGCUAAAUCGGCCCCCCCGGUGCGAGCGUUGAGGACUCUGAACGGGGUUUAAAAGCGAAGUCCAAAAUGCAUGUAGACAUAGGUUUCGGUUUAGGUUUGCAUGAUAAAUUGCUCUUAAGAAAGAAAUGCUUAGCACUCUAAAUUUGUACAAAAGUUUCCAGUUUGACGAAUACUCUUCAAUCUGUCAACUUCCCUUGUCACUUCCAYUAUCUUCAAAAAGACUCUUCAGUAUCGUAUUUGACUGAUUGAGGACUUUGGACGCAGAAGAUGUCGGAGUUUGAAUUGUUACUCAACUGAUUAUACUGGAAACAAAAAAACAUUCAUAAACAUAAAGUCCACGGAUAGAUAAAUGAAAUAAUGCAGACAAAAUGGACCCUCAACAAAAGAUCUUUCGCGAACGUAUCAAAACUAUUCUAGAACGUUGGCUUGAUUGUUGUCAUGGUCAAAAAACGGACUGGCUUCRAAGGCGAAUUCCUAUAAUCGACUGGCUGCUAAAGUAUAACAUAAAACAAGACUUGCUCGUGGAUCUUAUCGCUGGUCUUACUAUUGGUGUUAUGCAUAUACCUCAAGGUCUUGCUUUCGCGAUGUUGGCAUCCUUACCGCCGGUGACUGGGCUCUACACAUCUCUUAUUCCAGUUAUCAUUUACAUGUUUUUAGGCACUUCUAGAUAUUUGUCUAAAGGUGCUUUCCCAGUCGUUUGUAUGAUGGUUGCGGAAGUUGUAAACAGAGAAGCUUCCAAAUUAAGUGGAUACGAGGCAAUUGCAUACCACAAUACCACUGACCCAACCCUCGUUGAAAGCGUAUGGAGUCCAGUUGAAGCAAAGAAAGUUGAAAUCGCAGUAUCCCUGGCUUUUCUCGUAGGUGUUAUACAGGCUGGCAUGAGCAUCUUACAGCUCGGCGUUAUAACUCGAUUCCUAUCUGAUCCGGUUAUCAGUGCGUUUACCACUGGAGCUGCAGUCGUUAUUAUCACGAGUCAAUUAAAACCUAUCUUUGGUCUAAGUGUCCCUCGUUACUCGGGAUUUUUCUCAGUUAUUAAGACAGUAGUCUCCAUGCUGAAAACUAUUACUAAUACCAACAUUGGCUCUCUUAUCACUGGAAUGUUAUGCAUUGCCAUACUUAUAGGCCUGAAGUACGUUAAUGAGCGAUAUAGUAAGAGACUACCUAUUCCUUUACCUGCAGAAUUAUUGGUGGUUAUUUUGAGUACAGGUAUUUCAUAUGGAGGACAGUUAAACGCUAAAUUUGACGUACAAAUAGUGAAAGAUAUCCCUACAGGAAUGCCUCCAGUCAGCAUUCCUUCUUUUAAUUUGAUGAGCAACAUAUUUUCUGAUGCUUUUAAAAUUGCAAUUGUCAUCUUUGCAACCAACAUCUCAGUAGCAAAAUUGUUCGCCAAGAAAAAUAAGCAGAAAGUUGACUCAAAUCAGGAGCUGUUUGCAUACGGCGUGUGCAAUGUGGUUUUAUCAUUUCUCUCUGGAUUUCCUGCGUCAGUUGCUAUUGCAAGAGUCGUUGUUAAGGCCAAUCUUGCACGUACUCAGCUUUCAAGUGUUCCCGUCAUAGCUGUUUUACUUUUGGUUCUGUUAUUUUUUGCGCAGUUAUUCUUUUAUUUGCCCAAGGCUGUUCUAGCAGCAAUCGUUAUUGCAAACCUGCUGGGACUUCUGAAGCAGUUCGCUACAGUGAAACAUCUGUGGACCAUAUGUAAAACUGAUGCAAUAAUUUGGUGUAUAACAUGUUUUGGAGUGAUUUUACUUGGAAUUGACAUUGGACUUGGGUGUGGCAUAAUCGCUGCUUUUAUGCGCGUUAUUUUACUAUCUUCAAAGCCAAAGUAUUCAAUUUUGGGAAAUAUUCCAAACACCGAUAUAUACAGAGAUAUUAAAUCCAACCCCAUGGCUAAAGAGCUUUACGGCAUCAAAAUCAUCAGAUUCGAAUCGUUUCUUUACUAUGCUAAUGUGGAAUACUUCAAAGAUGUUUUGCAUUCGAACAUAAAACACAGGGAACCCGUCAACAAUGAAUCGGUGGUACCAACUACUGUUGAUGUCCAUGCUACUGAAGAUAUGUCAAACACUAACAGAAAACAUCUCUGUCAGGAAGAGAGUGUUUCAGAAAGAAAUUCUGCAGAAAAAUUAUUUCUUGUCCAAGUGUCAUCACCCCUCCAUUUUGUAAUCAUCGACGCGUCAACUUUCACCUUCAUCGAUUCUAUGGGUGUAGAAGCUCUGAGAUCGAUUGCACAAGAGUUUAAGGURUCUGGUGUAGAACUGUACCUUGCAAACUACUCAAGAUAUCUGCAAAAGACGCUACAACAAAGUGGUUUUAUGGAAGAUCAACCAAUAGAAAUGUUUGCUUCUAUACAUGAUGCUAAAGAAAUCGAGAUUUCUUGA
Exaiptasia diaphana is the source of this 2444-nucleotide messenger RNA. RefSeq names its product solute carrier family 26 member 6. Gene Ontology annotation, molecular function: bicarbonate transmembrane transporter activity; sulfate transmembrane transporter activity; chloride transmembrane transporter activity. Lineage: Eukaryota; Metazoa; Cnidaria; Anthozoa; Actiniaria; Aiptasiidae. The transcript is spliced from 17 exons. The coding region runs from base 441 to 2444 and encodes 667 amino acids. The record is from RefSeq and is a predicted model, not a curated record. Gene Ontology annotation, biological process: transmembrane transport. Gene Ontology annotation, cellular component: membrane.